Molecule: messenger RNA, 3247 nt
Organism: Episyrphus balteatus (marmalade hoverfly)
Lineage: Eukaryota; Metazoa; Arthropoda; Insecta; Diptera; Syrphidae
Product: RNA-binding protein 5-A-like
Exons: 14
Coding region: 131-3094 (987 amino acids)
Biological process (GO): mRNA splicing, via spliceosome
Cellular component (GO): nucleus
Molecular function (GO): RNA binding
Source: RefSeq, a predicted model, not a curated record
CAAAAUUUUUCAACUAAAAUUAAUUAUUUCCACAUUCAUUUGAAAAAAAGCUAUUUGUUUUUGCAUUUCUUAUAAAAAAAAUCUAUUGAAAAAAAGCCUUAAACUGCAUUCCAACAAUUUUAAUAAAUUCAUGGAGAUGGAUAGAAGAUCAAGGAGUAUUGACUCGCCACGACGACACAGAGUUCGAAGGGACCAUAGACGUUAUAGUAGAUCUCGUUCGAGGUCAAGAAACCGUAGUAGAGAACAUGAGCGCAGACGUAGAUCCAGAUCACCACCUCAAAUGCCACGUUCCCGUAGUCGGGAACGUUUUUUUCGUCGAAGUCCCGAACAAGAUCUUUAUCGGGAACUCAUUUACGAUGAUUAUCAUCAUCAUCAGGACGAAAGCAGAAUGAUGCAUCAUCAUAAUAUGGGUGGUGGAAUGGGUCGUAUUGAACGCAUUGAUGAAAACGAUGCACGUUACAUGGAAGAGAGAUUCAAUCAGGAGAGAUAUGAAGAACAAAGAGAGAAAGAGUUUCGCCAACAUCGAAAUGGUGGUAAUGGUGGAGGUGGUGGUGGUCCUGGUUUUACUGAUGAUAUGGAUAGACACUUUGAAGAAAGACACAAGUCUCGGGAAUAUGACCGAGAUCGAGAGAGAUGUGAUCGAGAAAGACGGGAACAUCGAGGACAUCGCCACACGAAGCGAUACCAUUCAGCGGAAAGAGAUGAUAAUAGCGAUGGUUAUGAUGGCAUGGGUAUGAACCAUGAAUUUGAUUUCCGACAUCAGUCCCCGAACAACACAGUCAUAGUACGUGGACUUGCACAACAUAUUACGGAAGCAGAUAUAAGCAGCGAUUUAAUGCAGUGCGGCUUAUGUGCGAUGUCAAUUCGCCUUAUUCGUAAAAGAAAAACAGUCCUUGAAAAUGACAAAAGUUCAAUUAUUGAAAAUUCAAAUUUUAUUCAAAGUGCAUCUCGAGGUUUUGCUUUCGUCGAGUUUAGUACCGUUGAAGAAGCCGUACGCUGGAUGGAUUUGAAGCAGGGUGUUUUGAUGCUGCAGGAUCAUCAUCGAGCCGUCAUGCAUUACAGUUACUCGAAGGAGCCGCUUAAUAAAGAUAAACCAAUAUCAGACUGGUAUUGUGCAAAGUGCGGUGUUUUCAAUUUCAAAAGACGUGACAAGUGCUUCAAAUGUUGUGCAUCCCGUGAAGAAAGCGAAAAGGGUGGCGAGGGCAGCGAUGAAGUUAGCAACAUUCUAACUAAAAAAAUUAUGCUACGUAAUUUGGAUGUGCUUACCAACGAGGAAGGAGUUCUCACCAAAAUGCAAGAAGUUGUUCCCACGCUGGUCUCAAAGAUCUCUAAAAUACUUGUUUGCCGUGAUCCCCUAACGCAGACAUCUCGUGGCAUUUGCUAUCUUAAUUUUGAUAAUUUGGUAGACUCAAUGAAUACACAUAAUGCACUCAAUUCACUCGAACCACCUCUACAAAUCGAUAGCCGGGAGGUUUUGAUAUCAUAUUGCGUGGACUCGGAAAAUCGUCAAAUAUCUCGAGGUCCAAGCAAUAACGUCAAAGUAACUCAGGAUGCCAUAGCGACUGUGGCCAAUGCCAACCCGAAUACUUAUCAAUAUACGGUUGCCGAUGUGCCUCGAUUGGCCGAAUACAGUGCCUCGUUGUAUGCCUCGACGCCAGCUGAACAAGAACACUACCUUAAAUAUUACACGCAGUAUUACAUGACGGAAAUAUCAAAGGGACAGUUCGGCAACCUUCCCUCGGUUAAUCAACUGGGAGAGUCUGCGAAUUCGGGUGCCGCUGUGGCAUUGUCGGCCAUUCAGAGAAAACAGAGUAAGAUGAAGAGUAUUGAAACGACGGCAACACAGGCAGCUGCAGCAGCGGCAGCCGCAGCAGCUGCAACCAAAGCUGCCAUAGCAGCUGCAACUGUUGUUCCACCAAGAGGCAACGACGAUAAACAAUAUCCUACUCCUGAUGUAUCCUUGUAUCAGUAUGACGAGACUUCAGGAUAUUACUAUGAUCCCUCGACUGGCCUUUAUUACGAUGCCCAUUCCCAAUACUACUACAACAACGAAACCGGCGCAUACCUCUACUGGGAUCAGGGAAAAAGCACAUAUGUGUUGGCAACAGCAGCAGCUGCUCAAGCUGCAGUUCAAAACACAUUAAAAGAAACUGUCCCAACUGCACCGAAGCCUCCGGAAUUCGAUGAUCACAAAAAAGAAAGUAAACGGGAUAAGCCGGACAAAGUAAAGGUGGCAAAGAAAAUUGUUAAAGACAUGGAGAAGUGGGCUAAGCAACUGAACCAAAAGAAAGAUAUGGUUUAUGUGGCAACGCCGCAACCAAUUUUACCUCAGAAAACAGAGGAACCAACAGUUAAACCACUCGCUAGUGGUUACGCAGAUGUAGGUUUCUCUAUUUUGGAAAAGAAGGACCGACCUAAACUUACAGAAUAUGCUAGUCCAAGUAUGAGUAAACUGGUGCCCUCAUAUGCGUCUGAUUCAGAUGAUCACGAUGAUCAUUCGCAUCACAAUCAACAGCAGCAACAAGGGCAACCACAAAUGGAAAGUGAAAAGGAUUAUGUUGAUUUCCAGAAGCUCACUUGUUUACUGUGCAAGAGAGCCUUCCAGUCCCUUGAUAUUUUAACCAAGCAUUUAAAAAUGUCGAACUUACAUAAAGAAAAUCUUCAGAAGUACAAUAUGUCAAGGGGCAUAACGGAUUCAGAUGAACAGAAUGCGCUAUCCUACCGCGAUCGAGCUAAAGAAAGACGUUUGAAAUACGGCGAAAGUGACCCACCUCCGCCGAAUCGCAGUAAAGAACGUUUCGAGAAUGAACUAAAACAUAUGACCAAAUCUAAUAAGCCCCGACAGCAACAACAACCCGCCUUACCGAUUGGUGAAAAUAAUGUUGGUAAUCGCCUGCUACAGAAAAUGGGAUGGUCGGAGGGUCAGGGACUUGGUCGAAAAAAUCAAGGACGUACGAAUAUUAUCGAGGCUGAUGCACGAUCAUCAACAGCUGGAUUAGGGACAAAAUCAGGAGCAUUUGCACCUGGCGAUGAUUACAAAUCAUAUAUUAAACGAAUGAUGAAGUCACGAUAUGAAUCUGCUGAAAUUAAGUAAAAAUUUAUUAUGGAAUACCUUCAAAUUGUUUAUUUUAAAUGCUAUAUUGUUAUGGUGAUUCAGUUUUUUAAUCAUUUAAAUAUAUAAAACUUAUUGUAAAUUCGUUAAAUUUAAUAUUUAGUUUAACUGAUUUUCUAAUAAAUUCAUUGAAUA